UAUUAAGCCUAUACCGCCUUGUGGCUGAUAAAUAUGAAAACGACGUUCUUAAAAUAAUGAAUGUCUUAUAGUACGAUAUCGCGCAGCGUGCUUAUACCAUGACAAGAUACCUCGAUUUUGGAUUUUAAGGCUUUAAUAUUGAUUCAGAAAUGGAUUCAUUGGAUAUUUAACCCAGACUGAUAAAAUUAGUGUCAGAUUACUGCGAGGUUUUGCCUGCGCUAGUCUCUGAUAUGGAUAAGCUAGACCGACGCGUUUUCCAAAUGAAGGAUUUAACGUUAAAUAACAGUGCGACGUUAAACCGUCGACGUGGAACAAUUUCCGUUACGUCAGGCACGCGUUUGAAGACCGCGGUGGGGUUGGUACGACCGCCUGACUCGUUUCUUAGGAGAUCGUCAUUGACGAAAAGAAAUUCGCUGACUGCUAUGCCGCACCGGAAGUCAGACGCGUACGAACAACGCCUCUUAAUUCCGGACUAUAUUCUCAGUAGACGUUCCUCAUUAGCAACGCCGAAGCAGAAAACGCAGCGGAGCGGAAGUGAGCCGAGUCCAUGCUUUAAAGUGACGUCUCUUUACCAGCCUCGUCUGUCUCUGCGGCGUGGUUCCCUACAAAUACGAUCGCAAGAUCGCGCCGGAAACGCGUUGUCCUCUCGGAGGAAAUCGAAAAUACCAAUGGUGACCGAGGAAGAUGAUGAACAUAAAAAGAAAACUCUCCUGGCGAAGUUUAAGUUGGCGGUAAGGCUUACCAUAUUCUGUUCAAGAAAUUUUAAAGACCACUGUUUGAGGAUCAACGAGAACAACGACGAGCUGGCGCCUUACAUCAAGCGUCUACACUUCCACGAGGAGCAAAAUACAGAUGAACUACUUAUUGACUUGUCCAAGUUCAAGGCCAACAGACAGAUGCGGGUACCAGAAAUAAUUAAGACCAUACUAUCCAAGCAGCAACACGAGCGGACCGAACAAGAACUAUACCAGGUUGUUUUGGCUUUGCGGAACUUGAAAAGUCUAGCGGAGUACCCGAACCGGAUGCAGCUGAAGAUAGCGGAAGUGGGGCUGUACGAAAAAUACGACUCAAAACGCGUCAUUGUGCGUCAGAACCAUCCAGCGUCCGCCUUUUACAUCAUUCUGUCUGGAGCAGUGGUUGUCAUGGUGAUGGAGGAGGACAGCAAGUACGCCCGCCCGGUGUCGCACCUCUACAAGGGCAUGACAUUCGGGGACUUAGCGAUAAUAAAUGGAACCAAGCGACAGUCAACAGUGAUUUGCAAAGAAACGUGCGAAUUUCUUAGUAUAUCAGCUCAGGAUUACCACAAAAUAUUUAUGGCUGGCGGCGUUAAAACUUUGAACGACCCGGAUCAAGAAAUUUUCCUCAAGAGUUUGAGCUGCCUUGCUGAUUGGCCGAUACACAUUCUUUCAGAAAACCCGAAGAAAUGUCAGUUCCUGUAUUUCAAAAACCGGGACGUGAUAGUUCGAGAUUCACAUUUCUCCGACUGGCUUAUCAUCGUUAAAUCAGGAAGCGUUCAAGUCUUGAAGAAACUAAAACGGGUUGAAGCUUUUGAGUGGAAGAAAAAAAAGCCAGUUGCACAGAUGACUAGCAAAGAACGUCGUGACGUCAUGCUCAAGCGGCUUGAGUGGCGACGGUUUCUACCAGAAAUGGGCGUGCCCAUGGCGGAAACGGAAGAGGUGGAGAUGCUGGAUAACGGUCGCGUGGCUCCAUUCAGGCAUCCGGAAGAAGAGAAGCAAGAGACGCCGCGACGGGAGAAUUCCUCGAGUGACACGCCAAGGAUUCCGAGUCUUUGGCCUUUAAAAAUUGACCUCUCCGAGAUGAAGUCCAGUUCCGGCCCCAGGCUCGGUCACCCUGGUAUCACCGCGCCUGCGCAUAGGACUUUCACCGAACCAGAACGACCCGCCGACUGGAAGGCCCUGGUUCGCAAGCCAAAAACCCCAGAAAUCAAAUCCCUCGUUCCCCCACAAAGGGACCGUUCUGCAAGCCUGGCAAUCGAAGAAGAGCACGAGUUGCUUGGGUACCAGCCCCACGUGCGCACCAUCAUCGAGGAUAUAGACGCCGGUAUUAAACUCAGGGAUGACAGCUUUAUUGAGGAAAAGGACAUCAAUCCAGAGUUUGUGCACGUGCAAACGUUAUUGAAGGGUCAAGUGUUUGGUCUUACGGAUCUGAUAUUCGGCGACCAGCCAAGCUUUUCUAUAAUAAGUUCCGGGGCCGAUUGCCUGUUGCUGGACAAGAACUUCUACAAGGAUCAUGCCUCCGAGAAACUUCUGCGUGACCUCAGACAAGAGCUGUGCCCAUACCCGUCUGAGCAGGAGCUGCAGGACCGCCUUCAGAUCAGCGUCGACUGGCAGCAGUAUAAAAAGGUCACACUACUCAAGUCGCUGGAGUACGUCUCGUCCAAGCGUUUCAUGCGCAACUCGCUUCACGGGGCGAAAAGUCAGGAUGCGUUUGUGUAUUAGGAUUUUGUAUUAAUUGAGUCGCGUUCUGUAAAAGUUGGGCAAAGUUCAUGUGGGUAAAGUGUCGUCCCGGAUUAGCCUGUGCAGUCCGCACAGGCUAAACAGGGACGACACUUUCCGCCUAAAGUUGAUUUUCGGUAAGGAGAGACUUCCUUGAAAGUAAUUAUACCAUAAAAGCGGAAAGUGUCGUUCCUGAUUAGCCUGUGCGAACUGCACAGGCUUAUCUGGGACGACCCUUUACGCACAGGCAUUAAGUCCAGUUUUCUUAAAACGCGGCUCAAUUGAUUCGAGUUGCGAACACUUACGUGUAUUUGGGAGUAGAAAUCAUUGGAUUUUAAAAAGAAAAUGGCUUGAAUUUUCACGUACAACUUUGACUAGUGUUUGUUUAAUGAAAGCUUACUUAGGUAAAGAUGUGCCAGAAGAAAGAAAGACCUUAAUUUUGCGAUUCAGUUAAGAACCAAAUGGCAAGUUUUGUUGUUUUGUUUCUGCAGUAAUUAUCGAAGGAUAAUUCGCUAUUUUCGAAUAUAUCAAUUUUAAAAGUCAUACCGCCUAAAAUGAACGAUGCUUGUUUUUUACAUUGAUUUUGUGGAUUUCUGUUUAAUACGUCAGAUUUCUCUUACUAUGCUUAGCAACCGCGGGCCCGGUGUCAAAACAACGUAGUGGAACACGUUCCUUGAGCAUUCAUAUAAAAUGUGGGCAAAUACAACCCACAUUCAGAGCGCUAGAUUUAAAAAGUAAAAGUGCAUUAUGUUUUAUGUUCAAUAACGUUGUAUAUAAAGAUUGUAAGUCAAAAGACGUCACAUUGCAAAUAUAAAAAUAUAUGAGCCUAGAUCUAGAAAAACUGGGCUUAAUGAAUGCGCCUAAGUAGUAGUCCAAAAUUAGCCGGUGCUUUCCGCAAAAGCUACUUGGGGACGACAUUUAGCGAGUUAAUGGCAUUUUUCAUUUAAAGGAAGUAUUUUCUUAGCGGCAAUCAAGCCUAUGCGGCAGGUGCAGCCGCUGCUAUCCUGCGUUGACUGCACAGGCUAAUGUGGGAUGGCACUUUGUGCUUGAUGCAUUACACUCAGUUUUCAAGAAACGAGACUCAUGUGAAGACUGCAUAAAUUAAAAAAAAAGUAAACACAACGCCAUCUACCUUAGCCUGGUCUUCAAUCAUACAUGGUCUAGUUAAGAGAGAUUUUGUUUCUAAAACGAAGUCGUUUGUCCAGUCAUGCUUCUCGCCAAUUUGUUUAAUAUUGUAUAUUUAUAUAUUACGACACGUCCGGAAGAAAUGCGCGCAUAAUAGAAGUAAAUGAAUUGAUUGCAUGCAAUAGCUAGACCAAAACAUUUGUAUACAUUCUAAAUGACAUAAGAAUAUUCCACAAUUUAAUGUUACAUAAUCGGUGUUAUUGUAUAGUAUCAAUAAUGACCAGUAAUUAAUGUGAAAUGUUAAGCGAUAUGAACAUUUAGAUUUAUAUGGAUACCACAUAUGCAAUUUAUGCUUCAUGAACUUCUCCAAAAUAUGUCUUCUUUUUCUCAAUUAUAUUAUUGUAGAGGCUAUACAUUUGCAACGUGCUUGUUUUGUCUGGUACUAAUGUUAUGUUGUUCAUCUAUUAUUUUUAUUAAAUCUAUUGAUUAACUUGAUGAUUUUAAUUUUGCCUGAAAAAUUCACAUGUCAGUAAAUUCAUUUCAAGACGUUAUAUAUAAAAAUGCGCGAAAAGCAUUUUGAUUGAAGGAAAUAAAUAAUAAAACCAG
Molecule: messenger RNA, 4187 nt
Organism: Dreissena polymorpha
Lineage: Eukaryota; Metazoa; Mollusca; Bivalvia; Myida; Dreissenidae
Exons: 19
Coding region: 231-2459 (742 amino acids)
Source: RefSeq, a predicted model, not a curated record